CCCCCGGGCAGCCGGGCGGAGCUGGACGAGGAGAUGGAGAACGACAUUUGCAAAGUGUGGGACAUGUCGAUGGACGAGGAUGUUGCUCUAUUUCUUCAGGAGUUCAAUGCCCCUGAUAUAUUCAUGGGAGUUUUUGCCAAGUCAAAAUGCCCUCGCCUUACUGAAAUCUGUGUGGGAAUAUUAGGAAAUAUGGCCUGUUUCCAAGACAUAUGCAUGUCAAUUAGUAAAGAUGAGAACCUUGGCCAAGUAUUACUGCAACGUUUGUGUGAUUCAGACUCUCCAACACUCCUGGAAACAAGCAGGUUGUUGUUAACCUGCCUCUCCCAGCCUGAAGUGGCCAGUGUCUGGGUUGAGAGGAUCCGAGAAAACCCUUCCGUGUAUGACUGUGUUUGCUUUAUCAUGUCCAGCUCUACAAAUGUUGAAUUACUGGUAAAAGUAGGUGAAGUGGUGGACAAGCUGUUUGAUCUAGAUGAAGAGCUGAUGUUAAACUGGGUCAAAAAUGGCACUUGUCGAUCUGUGGGACCGUCUGGAGAUGAUUCUCCUGAAGAACUUCCAGAUUUUAAGAUUGUGCCUUGUAUACUUGAAGCAGCCAAACAAGUCCGAUCAGAUAAUCCAGAAGGACUUGAUGUUUAUAUGCAUAUUUUGCAGCUGCUGACCACGGUCGAUGAGGGUGUUCAGGCUAUUGUGCAGGCUCCUGAUGGAGGAAAAGAGACUUGGAGUUUGCUUUAUGACCUUGUUUGCCAUGAGCUUUGCCAGCCAGAUGACCCACCGAUCAUUGUGCAGGAACAGAAGACUGUAUUGGCCUCUAUUUUGUCUGUGCUGUCUGCUAUGUUUGCUUCACAGACAGAACAAGAAUACACCAAGAUGAGGAAAAAUAUGCCUCUGAUUGGGAGCUUAAUUCGUAUCUUACAAUACAUGGAGGGCUGUGGGAAGAGAUCUGUUGAUAACUCAAAUGAGUCUGAACAGCAAGAGGCUGGAAGGCCUGAUAUAAAUGAGGAAGAUUUCCAUUUAAAAAUUUUGAAGGAUAUUUGCUGUGAAUUACUUUCCAAUAUGCUUCAAGAACUGACCAAGGAGAAUACUUUAGAAGGACUACAUCAGGGACAUUUAAAUGAACAGACAUGUUCCUGUGCAUUUCAGAACUUAUUACCUCUGUAUUUUGCAUCGGUGGAGACUUUCCUAGAAGUUCUGCGUGAAGCUGAUCAGACACUUGCUGACACUCUAGAAAAACGUUUCCCAAGCUUGAAGGUUCAUUCCUAA
Messenger RNA from Chaetura pelagica (chimney swift), 1257 nucleotides. It is a transcript of the gene SAAL1, whose product is annotated as serum amyloid A-like 1. NCBI's taxonomy places the organism in Eukaryota, Metazoa, Chordata, Aves, Apodiformes, Apodidae. The record is from RefSeq and is a predicted model, not a curated record. Bases 34 to 1257 code for a protein of 407 amino acids. The transcript has 11 exons.